CCGCCGCGUAAUUAGCCUUCGUGCUCCCAAAGCGCGCCGCCGCCACCGCCGCGCCCGACGCAGCGAUGGGCAACACCGUGCAUAGGACCCCGCCAGACUCCAGCCCGCCAGCGCGCCUCCUGGCCACCCGGCCGUGCUGCGGCCCCGGCCCCGAGCGCCGCCCGGUCCUGGGCGAGGCGCUGCGCUUCCACGCGCAGGCCAAGGGCAAGAACGUGCGGCUGGACGGCCACUCGCGCCGGGCCACGCGGCGCAACAGCUUCUGCAACGGCGUCACGUUCACGCAGCGGCCCAUCCGGCUGUACGAGCAGGUGCGGCUGCGCCUGGUGGCCGUGCGCCCCGGCUGGAGCGGCGCACUGCGCUUCGGCUUCACGGCGCACGACCCAUCGCUCAUGAGCGCCCACGACAUCCCCAAGUACGCCUGCCCUGAUCUGGUCACGCGGCCUGGCUACUGGGCCAAGGCGCUGCCCGAGAACCUGGCGCUGCGCGACACCGUGCUGGCCUACUGGGCCGACCGCCACGGCCGCGUCUUCUACAGCGUCAACGACGGCGAGCCCGUGCUCUUCCACUGCGGCGUGGCCGUGGGCGGCCCGCUCUGGGCGCUCAUCGACGUCUACGGCAUCACCGACGAGGUGCAGCUCCUCGGUACCCUGCAGUCCAGUCCUGCGACCACAACUCCAUCAGGAUCCCUCAGCGGCUCCCAGGAUGAUAGUGAUUCAGAUAUGACCUUCAGUGUCAACCAGUCCUCCUCAGCAUCUGAGUCAUCCCUGGUGACAGCCCCCAGCUCACCAAUGAGUCCCCCGGUGUCACCGGUGUUCCCCCCACCCGAGCCAGCAGGUGGCAAGAAUGGCGAGUGCACAGUGUGCUUCGACGGUGAGGUGGACACGGUCAUCUACACAUGUGGACAUAUGUGCCUGUGCCACAACUGUGGUCUGCGGCUCAAAAGGCAGGCCCGGGCCUGCUGCCCCAUCUGCCGGCGGCCCAUCAAGGACGUCAUUAAGAUCUACAGGCCAUAGCCUGGCCUGCCGACAGGCCUUGGCUAGAGCAAGGUCACCUUUCUGAAGCCCUCCUGGGUCAGGCAACUACCAUGCAGCCAGGGAGUCCAAGGGCAGCAGCCAUCUUGUCUGCCACUCUGCAAUGGUGGGCAAGGCAGGACAGUUGUGGAGAUGAGGCCCCGGGGAUCUGAGCCCAGGCAAGGGUUGCUUCCGGCUCAGAAGUGCUUUGUCCCCCAAAGGCUGUCCCAAGAGCAAGCUCAGGAACUGCCUGGCAGAUCACCCUGUCCCCUGGUGACCUUUCAGCUGGGAAACAGCGUCCUCUGUCUGUGCAAUGCUUCUUUCUGGGGUUAGGUCGAGUGUGUAUGUGAGAAAAGGAGGGAAGGGAGGGAGCCAGAGAAUAGAGAAUGUGUGUGUGUGAGAGAGAGAGAACACACAGGGAUUUUAUCCAGGGAUCCUGGCUCUAGGAGGUUACUGAACACUAAGGAAUGUGCAAUCCAGAGCCCAGAUGUUAGCGUGACUAGAAAUCGUUCACUUUCUGAGGAUGGGACAUAAGCUGGUUUUGAAUGUAUGAAGCCUGAACCUAAACAGAACUCCCUUGGAUGGUAUAGAAAAGAGACACUUGUUUUCUAAGGCGAAGCAGAAAUAACUCACUGUUUACAGCUCUAAUGCAGCAACUCCUUGGGGGAAAGGUGGGCGGAUAACAUAAGAGAAAAUUCACUUUUUUUUUGUUUCUUGGAGCCUAGUUUUGAUGGGUGCUGUGGCAGAGUGCCCUGGGCUGCCUCCUCCUCUCACACCUUCACCUGCAGACAGUCUAAUAAUAAGCACAUUGCACCUUGA
Galeopterus variegatus (Sunda flying lemur) is the source of this 1829-nucleotide messenger RNA. Its product is annotated as E3 ubiquitin-protein ligase NEURL1B-like. Gene Ontology annotation, biological process: ubiquitin-dependent endocytosis. Bases 66 to 1013 code for a protein of 315 amino acids. Lineage: Eukaryota; Metazoa; Chordata; Mammalia; Dermoptera; Cynocephalidae. The transcript is spliced from 4 exons. Gene Ontology annotation, cellular component: early endosome. Gene Ontology annotation, molecular function: ubiquitin protein ligase activity. The record is from RefSeq and is a predicted model, not a curated record.